GCAAAAUACCAUUAUUGCAAAGCUGAACUUUUUUUAAAAUUUCAAAAUAAACAAACCUUGUUAGUUACGUUUAUAUAUGAACAAAUAAAUUAAAUCGAAGUUGCACCACUUCAAUCCAAUAUUACUUAUAUAAAAUAGUUGUCAUGGGAAUUAUUGAAUUAUUUUAGCAGUGCUUAGAUACCAGAAAACAAUGAAAAGUUCACUUUAUAACUACUUUAUUGUACUACUGCAAUAAAGGAGCUUAAAAAAUGGAUGUUCUGGAAUUUCUGACACGGACCGAUAAGCGCAAUCUGAAAUCUCAAAUAAGCUUUCAGGUGGCGCGAAAGAUGCGCGAAUGGCACGAGGAUGUGGACAACCGCCGUUGGAACCUCAGUCUUCUCCUCCAAAAGGAGGCUUUGGAGGCGGAUGAGCAGAUUGCAGAAAUGCUCCAGGAGCAAGCGGAUGAAGCGGAUCGAAAGCGACACGAGUGGAUCGAAAUGGAGCGGCUGAAGCGAGAGGAGGCCGACAUGGAAUUGGUCAAAGUAAAGAAGCAGCAGAGGGAGAUUGAAAACUCCGAGGCGCAUCGUCACAUGCUAACUAAGGAGAUCCUGUUGGAGUCGAAACAAGCUCAACUCCAUCAAAUCGAGGAGAAAAAGGCGCUGAAACGCCGUCAGGCCUGCGUUGAGAUUCUGUGGCAGCGGGUCUGGCAGAGAUUGGACGAAAGUAAGGCCCAGCAGGAGCAGCAUGAGCUGAAACUGCGGAACUUGAUUGAAAAUAGGUGCCAAGCCCACAACCUGGACACUGAUCGGGAGCAGAAGGCCCAGUUCGCCAAGGAUGUGUUGGCAGACCAGCGGAAAUGUUCCCAGGCCCUGGAACUAGCUGCCGAAAUGGAAGUCCUCAAGAAACAACAAGAUCUCAAGAAGCUGAAAGAUAAACGGCGCCAGCAACUAACUGACUUGCAGGAUCAGAUCAAACAGAAUCUCGCCAUCAGCUCCAAGCAAUCACAGGCUAAUAUCCGCGAGGAUGUGGUCUACAACAUUCUCGAAGAUCGUCAGAUUUACGAAGAGCUCGUGGAGAAGCGUUGCGCCAGGACCCACAAUCGUGACUGGCACCAGCAGUACAUGACGCAUACGGCUGCGGAGCGUGCCGCUCGCAAGGAAGAGGAUCGGAUGCGGGAUCGGAAUUACCUGGGCACUGGUUGUGUGCUCGGCCAGCAGCAGAAGCAGCCAUACGGCAAGGAAGUCCGGUAGUAAAAGUCGUGGACACUUCGACAUCACCAAUCGAUCGAUCAUAUAAUCAUAAAUCACAUUUAUAUAACGAGAAUUUGAUCUUAUUCGGUGUGUCUCAACUUAAUUUUUUUCCACAAUUAGCCACUGACAAAAUUUCAAAGGUUUUUAU
This is a messenger RNA of Drosophila erecta, 1377 nucleotides long. RefSeq lists its product as uncharacterized. Lineage: Eukaryota; Metazoa; Arthropoda; Insecta; Diptera; Drosophilidae. The transcript is spliced from 4 exons. Bases 249 to 1229 code for a protein of 326 amino acids. The record is from RefSeq and is a predicted model, not a curated record.